Molecule: messenger RNA, 3243 nt
Organism: Sphaeroforma arctica JP610
Lineage: Eukaryota; Ichthyosporea; Ichthyophonida
Exons: 14
Coding region: 39-2801 (920 amino acids)
Biological process (GO): fatty acid metabolic process
Molecular function (GO): medium-chain fatty acid-CoA ligase activity
Source: RefSeq, a predicted model, not a curated record
AUUUGAAUAGAAGUUAUAUAUAACUAGACCCAACAGCCAUGCCGCGCUCACAUACACUCUCCAAGCACGCAGAAGAUGCCUCUAAGGCUCAGAAGCGCAAUAGUCGACGCACAUCCUACACGGGCGCAGAGGGCGAGAGAGACUAUACUCAGAGACAUCCGAUCACGCGGAAGUCUAGUACGAGAGAUGAGACACGUAAGUCUGUCAAUAGAAAGGAUAGUGGUUGUAGAUGCACCUUAGCCCUAUCCAGUACUAUUCCCACUCCGAGUCCUCCGUCAACCCCUACAUCUAGCACGGUGACGCCAAUUCUGGCCCAAUUACCGCCGAGCCUUGAACAAGAUGUCGAGGCAGACAUAAUCCAGACACACACUCAGAAUUAUAGCGCACACACGCAGAAUCGGAAUCACAAUACACACACACACAAUCUCAACCACAACACACAUGCAUGCUCACAGGAUUACGGCGGCGAUGUGUCCACUCAAAAGCAUAGCACGCACGCACCCAUGACGACACACACACAACAAUACACACGAUCGAGCGCACAGAUACGAACAGAGUCGUGUGUCUCGUCACACACGGACGGGGUCGGGAGCAACACUAACAAUGUGGUGGAGGCGACAGUUGAGGAUGCUGCACACGCUGGUAGCACAGCCAGAGUCAACACUAGCAUACAGCGCAAGCAUCUCUCGCGCACGCUGGAGUACAAUCAUGAGAGGGAGCUGUUCAUGAAGAUCCGGUUGCUGCACAUGUGGGCCAGCCAGGAUGUUCGGUACUUUAUGCAGAAUAUCGGGACGUGUGUGCACGAUGGGCAUCUCAUAGCGCACCGAUGUCAUGAGUGUGUGACUCUGUAUCUGACUUACCGGAAGAUCCUAAGUAUGCCAUUCUUCGAACGCAAUGAGAACGCGGCCCGUUCAGUCGUAGUCAACUGCUUCCUGGGCUUCGCUGAUGCAUGCGGGUCCACGUGUGUGACCAGCAAAGCACGGCAACGUCUGAUGAAACGCGUCGACAACGGUAUUUCGGGAUGCCUCGCGCGCGUGGUCAGGACAAGUGCGGAGGUGGAAUACACUGAGAGUCUGAGGAAUUGGUACAGCAUUGUACACACACAGACCGAUGCAUCGCCUCUUCAUGCGCACGUGGCCAAGACCCACCCCACACUCCACCAGCGACACAAACACCACGGUUCACACAAGGGUCGUCACGAAGACGAGCAUGGAUACAGACGCCGCAUAUUCUUCGAUCUGUUAGAUAUUGUCACGUUGGAUUUAAGCGAGACUGGAGCGUCUGGGCUCAUAGGGAUACUGUAUCAGAGUGGGGGCGAUGUCGACAAGUUGCCACCUCUUUAUUUGGCUAUUGUGAAGAGUAUGCGACAAACCGUGGCGGACAGUUUUUACAAUCUAAGAUGCGAGCGGGAGAGGAGUAAGGCGCAACGGAGGGAUUCCAAGGCAGAGGCAGUCCUCGCACACCCUGACUACACAGAUAUCCUAGUACCAAUCGCUUCUCGCCUUGAGAUACCUCUCAUACCACUUGCCAAUCACAUCAAUCAAUGGCGCGAUGGAGGGCACAAAGCUGAUGCGACAGUACAAACCACGCGACCUGCCGCUAAGAACGCUCUAAUCGUGUACACAAGCGGAACCACUGGCAAACCCAAAGGCGUGCUCUUGUCGCAUGGUAAUGUGGACCACCAGAUACGAGGCUUGGUCGAGGCCUGGCACUGGCAACCCACUGAUCAUCUGCUGCAUGUACUGCCCUUGCACCAUGUGCAUGGCAUUGUUGUAGCGCUGCUAGGCGCUCUCUAUUCCGGUGCUAUAUGCGAGUUUCAUCCAGUGUUCUGUGAGACCUCUGUUCUGAGUAGACUGAGCGGUAUGGCCCCUGCUCAUUUCGGUAAGAGGAGAAGUGGUCUACAAAUGGGCUAUUUAUCGCACAAUGAUGAGAAAAGUGAGAAUGUUAGCAAGCAGACAAAAAUAUCUUCGCCAAAUAUGUUCAUGGCUGUGCCUACGAUCUAUGCGAAAUUGCUGCAAAGACAUCGAGCGCUACUAGCCAACGAAGCGGAUGUGUCUGCAGAACUUCACGACAAACUGAAGCAAAACCUGCGCCUCAUGACAAGUGGCUCUGCACCUCUUCCGAUAUCAGUCAUGGAUGAGUGGAGGCGAGUUUCGGGACACACGCUGUUGGAGCGUUACGGCAUGACUGAGACGGGUAUAUGUAUAUCCAACUCGUAUGAGGGCGAGAGGGUCCCUGCCGCUGUCGGAAAGCCCAUGCUUGGUGUCGAGGCAAGAAUAGCAAACGUCGAUAAUCUCGAGGUUGUGCAGGAUAUCGCGGACGGUGAAUCCGGGAUACUGCUGAUCCGGGGUGCUGGUGUGUUCAGAGAGUAUUGGGGCAAUGUCAGGGCGACCGCAGAAUCGUUUGUGGACGGGCAGUGGUUUGUAACUGGCGAUGAAGCGGUAAGGGAACCGAAUGGCGUCAUACGCAUCUUGGGACGAGCCAGUUCGGAUAUACUGAAAACGGGCGGAUACAAGGUAAGCGCCUUGGAAGUGGAGAAUGUCCUGUUAGAGCAUCCAGAGGUGAACGAGUGCGUGGUCUAUGGCACUCCUGACGAAGUAUGGGGCGACCGGAUAACUGCGAUGGUCGUGCAGCACAACCCCAAGCCUGAACUAAUGAUUGAGGACCUCCGAACUUUUGCCAAGUGCAGGCUGGCUGAUUACAAAUUACCAUCCCGUCUCGUCUUGAAGGAAACGAUACCUCGCAAUGCUAUGGGAAAAGUGAACAAAAAGGCGCUUGUGAAAGAUAAGGCAAACUGGUAGAGGCUGGUUAUAGACCUGGGUGCACGAACAAUCUUCAAUACAUACAUGGUGAACGCUGACUUUUAAUGACUUGAAUAGAGAUGAUUUUUCUGGUCCGAAAUGCUGAUAGUAGGAUACAAUGGGGAGGGGAAUUACUUACCACAUUGUUAUCCAAUGGCUGAGGUCGCUCUGCAGAUCCCGACUAUUCUGUACCUUUUUGUAAAAGUCUAUAUAAGGUAGAUCCUUCUCCAUCCAGAAUCAAUGGUCUUUUGUAUUAUCUGAUUUUUGGCCGCAUGCCAUCGAUUCUCCUGUGUUUGCAUAGGCGUGCGAGGACACCACGUUUGAAAGUCGUAUUCAGUUUCAGUACUAGUAUUGCCACCAAGUCGUGGGAAUAGUAGAUGAUUCCGUAAUGAAGCAUUCAUUAAACCAAUAUAAUCAGGUUGCUGUGACCCGCAAAGACAAC